AAUGUGCAUGGAGAUUACAGUAAAUAAAAGCUAUAGCUGUGAAGGUUUAGGACUGAGGAAGAUUCCUGAAAAACUACCUGUCACAACCGAGACCCUCGACUUCAGCUUCAACGUGCUCCCUUCCCUCCAGAAUUCAACCUUCUCUGAGCUGAAGUCUCUUCUCUACUUGGACUUAACAAGGUGUCAGAUCAACUGGGUGUACGAGGGCGCCUUUCACAGCAACAGGCAUCUGAAGACAAUCGUGCUGACUGGAAACCUGCUCAUGUUUCUGUCUGACACAGCGUUCACUGGCCCACAGUCCCUGAAGCAACUUGUCUUAACGCAGACGGGAAUAACCAGUAUGUCCUUUAUUCCAAUGACAAAUCUGGACAGCUUGGAUACCUUCAUCUUGGGCAGCAACCACAUCUCUUCACUGCAGCUUCCUCCCAACUUUCCUACUCAAAACCUCAAAUACCUUGACUUUCAGAUGAACAACAUCAGAGCAAUCACAGCAGAAGAUGUCCGCAUUCUGCAGAAGACCAGCAAUAUAACUCUCAUCUUUAAAGGCAAUGACAUUACAUACAUUGAACCUGGAGCUUUUCAGUCCCAUUUCUACAGUUUGGACUUUGGGGGCUGCACUGACAUCCCUGAGGUCUUGGCGGGGAUCCAGAACUCCACAGCCCAGACCCUUUGGCUGGGAACAUUUCACGGAGUGGAAAAGGAGCCCUACAUAAGCCCAAAUGUUUUACAAGGCCUCUGUAAUAUCUCUGUCAAGGAUCUCUAUCUGCAGCUACGGCACUUCGAAAACCUAAAUGCCGACACAUUUAAGUGCUUGACCAGGCUCCGAAAACUGGACCUAACUCAAACCCACAUCAGCGUAUUGCCCCCUGGCAUCAGCGGUAUGAGCUUGAUAGAGGAGUUAGUUCUCAAUGCGAACUCCUUCGGGCACCUCUGCAACAUCAGCUCUGCCUCCUUCCCCUCCCUCACCCGCCUCCACAUCAAGGGGAACUUGCAGAUCCUCCAGCUGGGCUCUGGUUGUUUGGAGAAACUGGCAAAGCUUCAACAUCUUGACUUAAGUAAGAGUCAUAUUGAAAGCUUUGACUGCUGUAACGAAGCACUGAGCGGUUUGAGCAGUCUUCGGUACCUGAAUCUGAGCCACAACAUAAAGCUCCAUCUCCAAGAUGUGCUCAUUAAGGAUGGUGCUAACCUGGAGCUGCUGGACCUAGCUUUCACUCCACUGCAUAUCAACACUUCACAGGGUCCUUUCCGAAAUUUGCAUCUCUUACAAGUGCUGAAUCUUUCCUCCUCCCACAUUAAUACUAGCAUUCAGCAUCUCUUUCAAGGCCUGGAAAACCUCAUGCUCUUGGACCUUAGUCAAAAUAACUUUGAGUCGGGGAUCAUGCCAAAGGACAAACUGUUCCAACAGCUAUCCAAUUUAGAGGUGCUAAUUUUAUCAUCCUGUGAACUGACAGCAAUAGGUGGCCAAGCAUUUUACAGCCUCAAGAAGUUACGGCAUGUUGAUCUGAGCCAGAACAAACUUACUGCAUUCAGCACAGAUGCAUUUUCAAACCUCAAGAGCAUCUAUCUCAAUUUUGCCCACAACAGGAUCCAUAUUGUACCACACGACAAGCUAGUGUCCUUAGCUGGCCACUGCGUAAUCAAUUUAAGUUACAACCCUCUGGACUGCACCUGCCCCAAUAUUGGUUUAAUCACCUGGUACAAGCAGAAUCUGGACAAAAUUGAAGACCCUGAAGGAACGAGAUGCUCUGAACCCAAAUGGCUAGCUGGGGCUCAGCUGGCCACUGUCUCACUCUCCUGUGGGAUCAACACAGCAGGAAUCAUUGCAGUUGUCCUGGCUAUUUUAUCCUGUGGUGCCAUCUUAAUUUGGGGUGCUCGUUAUUUCAAGCAAAAUUACCAGCAAAUAUAA
Gavia stellata (red-throated loon) is the source of this 1906-nucleotide messenger RNA. RefSeq names its product CD180 molecule (gene CD180). Bases 2 to 1906 code for a protein of 634 amino acids. Gene Ontology annotation, biological process: positive regulation of lipopolysaccharide-mediated signaling pathway; B cell proliferation involved in immune response; cellular response to lipopolysaccharide. NCBI's taxonomy places the organism in Eukaryota, Metazoa, Chordata, Aves, Gaviiformes, Gaviidae. Gene Ontology annotation, cellular component: extracellular matrix. The record is from RefSeq and is a predicted model, not a curated record. The transcript is spliced from 3 exons. Gene Ontology annotation, molecular function: protein binding.